AUGGACGAUUCUGAAAUCACGAUAUCUUCUGUUGCCUCACAACUGAAAGAGAAAAAAAUACUUGCAGAGAAUGGAAAUCUAGAACAGUUUACCAUGAAAGCUUUAAAAAUUUUGGCGGAAGCCACAAAAAGUUCAAAUAAAUUACCUUCAGGCAAGAGCAGAGACCUAUAUGAAAGUUGCCCAGCUUUUCAUAGUAUUAUUAAAAAUCAAAGUAAUAAAGUUUUGUCAAAAAUAUCAGACUUUUUAAAGUACACUAACACAAAGGGAAACAUUUUAAAACGAGAUGAAGAUGAUAAAUUUGAACUCCUUGUUGAUGUCAAUGAUUCCUUACUAGAAAAAGUAGGAACAAAUUUAGAUAGAAUAACUGGAACUUUAAAAAAUGAUGAUUCAACCUUUCUUGUAAAAAAAUCUAGUUCUGUAAAUGGUUCAUGGAACAAAUACAAGGGUCAUAUUACUUCAGCUUCGACUCAAUUAUUAAACGAUAUUUUUAGUAAAACAAAGACUAUGGAAAAACCUCAAAUACAUUUUGAAGAUAAAGUGAAUAAUGAUUUCAAAGAACCUUUUCAACCUAGAAUAAAAUACAAACAUAAUUUACUUAAACCAUUAGCUGUAAUUCCUCAAGAGACAGAAAAUGGAGACAUAGAAUAUUUGCAUCCAUAUGAAUUUGAAUUAAACAAGUUUCAGCCAUUGGAGUCUCAAUUAUUAUCUCAACCACCGAUUUCAUACAAAACGUUAGAGGAAACACCUUUUCACUUAAUUACAAAACCGGAAGAAAUAGAUCCUAUGAUAGAAAAUUUAGAAAAAUGUAAAGAAAUUGCUAUUGAUUUAGAGCAUCAUUCUUAUAGAUCGUUUCAAGGUUUCACUUGUCUUUUACAAAUAAGUACAAGGGAUACAGAUUAUGUGAUUGACACUAUAGCAUUAAGAUCCAAACUAGAAGGACUUAACAAAAUUUUUACAAAUCCCAACAUAGUAAAGGUUUUUCACGGUGCUGAUUUGGACAUAUUGUGGCUUCAAAGAGAUUUGUCUCUUUAUGUGGUUAAUAUGUUUGACACUCAUCAAGCUGGAAAAUUAUUAAAUUAUUCAAGUUUGUCAUUAGCAUACCUCAUGUUUCAUUUUUGUAAGAUAGUUGCUCAAAAGCAUUUUCAAAUGGCCGAUUGGAGAAUUAGGCCACUUCCUGACGAACUUCUUGCUUACGCUAGAGAAGAUACACAUUAUUUACUUUAUAUUUAUGAUAAUUUAAGAAAUAUAUUAAUUGAAAAAAGUAACGAACAAAAAAAUUUAUUACGAACCGUUAUAAAUGAAAGCACUAGGAUUUGUUUAAAAACUUAUAAAAAACCAAAUUUUGACGAAAGUGGAUACAUGAGUAUUUACACUAGAAGCAAAAAAAUAUUUGACAAUCGUCAAAAAUAUGCCUUACAACGUUUGUACGCUUGGAGGGAUUCAACUGCACGAGAAUUGGAUGAAAGUCUAGCGUACGUUUUGCCUAAUCAUAUGAUGUUAAACAUAAGUGAAGUUUUACCUAGGGAAGCACAAGGGAUAUUAGCAUGUUGCAAUCCGAUUCCUUUGCCGGUCCGACAAAAUUUAUUAAAAUUGCAUCUCAUAAUUUUAAAAGCUCGGGAACAACCUCUCGUUAAACCCAUACACGAAGAGGAAACUUUACACAGGAACACGGCCGUUGUAAACGUUUUCGACAAUCCCAUAUACUGUCCUCACGAUUUAAAUCACGAAAGCGAAUUUAGAGACGAUUCUACCGUUCUUAUAAAAAAUAGUAACGAUUCCGAAAAGGAAAAAUCUUCGUCGCAGGAAACCUUUAAGAAUAAACUCACACAAAAGGCAAACAUAUGUUUAAAACCUAUAAUAAACGUUUUUGAAAAAUUGAUUGAUCCAACGCCGAAAAAACAAUUGUUGUCAUUAAUUGAAAAAACGGUUCAUUUGAAUCCGUACCUAAGGUACAAAGCAGCAAAAAAAUAUUCGGAAUCCGAAGAAGCGAAAAAUUUAAAGUUAAAUAUUACAAAACAGCAGGAACUGCAGAUGAGAAAAAAAUUUAAAGGAGAAAAAGAAUUCACUCCAUUCAAAUACGAUUCAGUUGAUUUUGCUAAAUACAAAAGCUCAGGAGAAGGUACCGUUACAAAAAAUAAAAAAGAAAUUAAAAAGAAAACAAUGCGAAAUAAAAAUAAUAAACGUUUUAAAAAAAAUUCUAAAAUAUCAGUUUGA
This is a messenger RNA of Pediculus humanus corporis (human body louse), 2214 nucleotides long. RefSeq lists its product as uncharacterized. Gene Ontology annotation, molecular function: nucleotide binding; 3'-5'-RNA exonuclease activity; nucleic acid binding. The record is from RefSeq and is a predicted model, not a curated record. Gene Ontology annotation, cellular component: nucleolus; nuclear exosome (RNase complex). NCBI's taxonomy places the organism in Eukaryota, Metazoa, Arthropoda, Insecta, Psocodea, Pediculidae. The transcript has 10 exons. The coding region runs from base 1 to 2214 and encodes 737 amino acids. Gene Ontology annotation, biological process: TRAMP-dependent tRNA surveillance pathway; histone mRNA catabolic process; nuclear polyadenylation-dependent snRNA catabolic process.